AAAAAAAUAUUGUACGUCACUUUUUUAGAAGGCUAUGGAUUAGCGGCCGAUAGUGUUUUCUAUAAUUGAAAAGUAUUUAUUUUACUCUAGGUUUAGCAUAGCUCUCGUAGUUAUAAACUAAUAAAUAGUAGGCAAAACAUGUCGUAUUCAAAUAAAUACGUUUUCGCGGCUCUGCCGAGGACGCAGCGCGGUACACCGCUUGUUUUGGGCGGUGAUCCGAAGGGAAAAAAAAUCCUUUACACGAACGGAAAUUCAGUUAUCAUCCGCGAUAUUGAGGACCCGGCGAUCGCCGAUGUGUACACGGAGCACUCCUGCCAGGUUAACGUGGCCAAAUAUUCACCGAGCGGCUUCUACAUCGCUUCAGGAGACGCCUCAGGCAAAAUCCGCAUCUGGGACACUGUGAACAAGGAGCACAUCCUCAAAAAUGAGUUCCAACCAAUUGGCGGGCCCAUCAAGGAUAUCGCAUGGAGUGCUGACAGCCAGCGAAUGGUCGCUGUCGGUGAAGGCAGAGAGAGAUUCGGCCACGUGUUCAUGGCCGAGACAGGCACGUCCGUCGGCGAGAUCAGCGGCCAGUCCAAGCCCAUCAACUCGGUGGACUUCCGUCCCGCGCGUCCGUUCCGGAUCGUCACGGCUUCCGAGGACAACACGCUGGCCGUGUUCGAGGGGCCGCCAUUCAAGUUCAAGUGCACUAAACAAGAGCACUCCCGCUUCGCGCAGGCGGUCCGCUAUAGCCCUGAUGGUAGUCUGUUCGCGUCGGCCGGCUUCGAUGGCAAGAUCUUCCUGUUCGAUGGCGCCACUUCUGAACUUAAAGGAGAGUUUGGCUCUCCCGCCCACAAAGGCGGAGUAUACGGCAUCGCGUGGUCCCCCGACGGCAAGCAGCUGCUCUCCUGCUCCGGGGACAAGACCUGCGCCGUGUGGGACGUCGACACCAUGGAGAGGAGCAUACUCUUCAACAUGGGGAACGCUGUGGAGAACCAGCAGGUAUCAUGCCACUGGCAAGGCAAACACCUGAUCACCGUCUCCCUGUCCGGAGACAUCAGCUACCUCGACCCGGAGAACCCGGACAAGCCUCUCCGGGUCCUCACCGGCCAUAACAAGCCCAUCACCUGUCUGGCUUUGCAUCCGGACAAGCACACUGUUUAUACUGCUAGUCAUGACGGCAAUGUCACUGCUUGGAAUGUUGCUACUGGUGAAGGACAACACAUCCAAGGUCAAGGUCACGGAAACCAGAUCAAUGGAAUGCGUGCUGGCAAGGAUGGUUCCCUGCUCACCUGCGGCAUCGACGACUCGCUGCGACGCGCCGUGCCUACAGCUGAAGGCUCCGUGCCCACGUAUACCGCGACGGCCGUGACGCUGGGCGCACAGCCGCGCGGCGUGGACCACAUCCUCGACGACGACACCACCAUCAUCGCCACCGUCAAGGAGCUGUGUGUGGUGAUCGGCGGCAGCAAGCAGUCGGCGAUCCCUCUGGACUUCGAGCCCACCUGCGUCGCCAUCGACCCCAAGAGCCGACACGUGGCUGUAGGAGGAGCGGACAACAAAGUCCACCUGUACACCCUGGACGUGCGCACGCUGACCCCCGGGGUCCUGCUGGAGCACCUCGGGCCGGUCACCGACGUGCGCUUCAGCCCCGACUCGGCCUAUCUAGUCGCCAGCGACGCUAAUAGGAAAGUCAUCCUGUAUAGCACUGAGGAAUACAAGCCGGCGCACAACAAGGAGUGGGGCUUCCACACGGCGCGCGUCAACUGCGUCGCCUUCAGUCCGGACUCCAAGCGCGUCGCGUCCGGCUCGCUCGACACCAAUAUCAUUGUGUGGAGCGUAGAAAACCCCGGCAAGCACAUCAUUAUCAAAAAUGCGCACCCACAGAGCCAGAUCACCGGCGUCGCGUGGCUGGACGACGAGACCAUCGUGUCCGUGGGACAGGACGCCAACACGCGCGUCUGGACCGUGCCUAAACCAUAAAUAUAUCUCACGUUUUCAAUCAAAAUGUACCACAUUGUCGCUUAACAUGAGGACGUAAAUUCGCGUCCUUAUGGCAAGCGACAAUGUGGUACCUUUUGCUUGAAAACUACACACAUACUGGGAGAUAGUGUAUUGCGGAUGUCAUGGGGAUCGUGGGCGGAACGUCUGCCAUCUUCUGGCCAAAAUCGGAUACUUCUAUACCUCACACUUCCUAUAGUUCGUUUUUUAGCAUUAGAAAAAAGGUAAACAAUCUUGACAUGUCUUUUUAUUGAAAAAUAUUGAAAAACGCUUUAAAAAAAAAAUUACUUAUGAAAGCAAAAAAAUGUAAAAGAUCGUAUGAUUUAUAAUUGUAACAUAUUUGCUGCGACUUAUUUUUCAAAAGUGAUUUCUAGUAAAAAGACACGACAAGAUCGCUUACCUUCUUUCUAAUGCUAAAAAAAACUAAGUAUAUAUUUAUCCGAGCGGAUGUUAAUAUACAUUUAUUAAACUGGGGAGACAUCUAUGAGAAACGAAUGAUGCAUUGCUCAGAUCUGGACUUAAAUGUGGCCGUUUCAUUUGGCUAUUUUUGCUGCUUGUUUUAGAACUAACCUAACUGAUCUAUCGUGUUUAUUUAAGGAUGGUAUUCCAUUCUGUCUAAUGUGUAUUUGCGUCUCACAUUUCGCUUAAUGAGAGUGAGAUGCAAUACACAUUGGACAAAGAAAUAAGACUGGUGAAAUUACCACCCUAUGGUUAACAUAAUCGCGACUCCUCGGUUGUAAAAAGAUACAUGUAUUUCUUUACAGUUCCAAAAAAGUAUGUUAUUGAAAUUGCCAGAUGAAACAGUAGCCAACUUAGUUUAAUAAACUCCAUAAUAUUCAAAUUAUUAAAAUAGUUAUGAACAUAACUAAAACGUUACAUAAUAUCAUAAUGCAUUUAUAAUUUUUCUUAAAAUAUUAUAGUCUCCGGAAGUAGGUCACACUUAAACACUUUUUUAAUUUUGAUAAAAAAUGGAUAUUAUGGAGAAAACAUUAAACUCGAGAAAUGUUAAUGUAGAUGCUCAUGAAAUAAAACUAUGAAAAAGGAUUAUAUCGCGUAUAUCGGGUGUUUAUUAAUAACUAUAUGAUUUGAUAGAUUGUAAUUGAAAAUUUUAUGAAGAAAAUUAAUAAUUUUUUUUACAAAUAAUUACGAAAAAUCUGAUCAAUAUAGGAACCUUAGAAUCGUCUUUGGUUAAAUGUAAAUCUAGAAAAAAACAUUAAAACACAAUACAGAAAUACAAUGUCAAAAAUUAUACAAAUAUUAAUAACUACCUAAAAUCUAAAAAAAUCGCGUAUAUUGAAUUUAUAAUACAUCAUAAGAUAAGAUCAUAUGUGCCAUUUUCAACCAAAAGGGUACUUAUUGUCGCUUGUCAGUAAGGCGCUAUUUCCAUAUAGCUUCAAUUAGAAAUCAACCUUAUCAAUGUGGUACCUUUUGGUUGAAAACGUAAUUCAAUAUACUCGAUAUAAUCCGUUUUCAUAGUUUUAUUUAAUGUAGAUGUUUAAAAAAAUUGGCCGACACGUCUCCCCAAUACAACGAUAUUUAUACCCCAGAAGAUUUUCUACAUAUAAUUUAACUAACAUAUUUAUUUCGCUUACUUUUAAGUUGUAAACUUAAUCAGAUGCUCAGUUUUAUAAUUUAUUUUUACUAACUGCGCGUAUUUAAUUAAAAUGGGACUGACUGUUCAUUUUGAUCUCAACCAAUAAGAACUGAAGGAUUUGUAAAUGUUAAACUGCGUUCUAACCAUAACUAUAUCUGAUCUGUUGUACUGAUAUUUUGAACUACAAACGUAUUAAAUAUAUAAGUCUAAAACCAUUAACCUUUUGGACGCCAAUGACGGAUAUAUCGGCACCGCAGAUGCAACUCUAAAGACGGAUUAAUCGGUCACAGACCACAGAGCAACAUAGACCUACGUGCAUGUGCAUAAAGUUCAAUUUCAGUUUUGACACUUCGGUGACGUGGCGUCCGAGUGACAGCUUUUGUGUUUGACACUGCGUCAAAAAGGUUAAAACAGUACCUCACGGUAAAUUAUGAUUCCUUAUUGGUUGACCGAGACGCCAUUUUGAUAAUAAUGUCUUCUUAUUGGUCAAGCUCUAAGCGACUUGCCGCACAACGCAAAACAGCCGUUUUUGUUACAUUCGAAAACUCAUUCAAAUGUAUAUCGUAUAUUCGAGCAAUAAAUUCCAAAUUCAAAUUAGUUUUCCAAUGUUACACGGUUUUUAUGCGUAUGGGGCAAUAUUUACGUAACCCUUUUAGAACCCAUUUUAAUUUUAUAUCUAGUCAAAAUUACUUAAAAGCGAUGAUGUGUGACGUUUUCAAGUAAAAGGUACCACAUUGUGGCUUACCGUAAGGACGAAAUUUGCUAGUAUGUUUAUACGAAUAACCUGUCAGAGCGUCCUUAUGGUAAGCGACAAAGUGGUACCUUUUAACGACAACGACACAUAUACUUGUUUCCAUCAGAACUGGUUGUUCUUUUUAACAAAACUGCAUACAUGUGUAAAGAAUUGCUCUAUGCAUAUAACGGUCAGUCCAAUAUUAUUUAUAAUAUCUAGAGAUCUAAGAGAUCGCCAACUGCUACUAACUAGUGUGAUUGCAUUUAUACCAGUUUUCCUACGAAUUGUGAACAAAACUUGUGUCUAAACAGUAUUUUUAUACUAAUUUCUAAAAUAUUUUUCUCGAUUUUUUACGUGAUUUCUACUGAACUAAAAUGAAGUAUGUAUGUAACUAGGAUAAGUAAUAAAUUGUAUACACUUGUA
This is a messenger RNA of Cydia strobilella, 4730 nucleotides long. It is a transcript of the gene flr, whose product is annotated as actin-interacting protein 1. The record is from RefSeq and is a predicted model, not a curated record. The coding region runs from base 139 to 1962 and encodes 607 amino acids. The transcript has 13 exons. Gene Ontology annotation, biological process: actin filament depolymerization; sarcomere organization; locomotion. Gene Ontology annotation, cellular component: cortical actin cytoskeleton. Gene Ontology annotation, molecular function: actin filament binding. Lineage: Eukaryota; Metazoa; Arthropoda; Insecta; Lepidoptera; Tortricidae.